CCCGACGUCGUCGUCCUCGACGAGGCGCACACGAUCAAGAACCCCAAGUCGAAGCGCCACGAGGCGCUGAGCCGCAUCCGCACGAAGCGGCGCGUCGCGCUCACGGGCACGCCGCUCCAGAACAACCUGCUCGAGUACCACACGAUGAUCUCCUACGUUCGCGGCGCGGUGCUCGGCACGCGCGCCGAGUUCAAGAACCGCUUCGUCGACCCCAUCGACAACGGCCUCUGCCGCGACAGCGAGAAGAAGGACGUCACGCGCAUGAAGAAGCGCAUGUUCGUGCUCCAGGACCUCAUCAAGGACUUCGUGCUGCGCCGCGACGAGUCGCUCCUCGCCAAGGAGAUGGGCAAGACCGAGUACCUCGUCACGACGAAGCUCCGGCCCGCGCAGCGCGCCGUCUACGGCGCGUUCCUCGCGCAC
Molecule: messenger RNA, 420 nt
Organism: Aureococcus anophagefferens
Lineage: Eukaryota; Pelagophyceae; Pelagomonadales; Pelagomonadaceae
Exons: 1
Cellular component (GO): nucleus
Molecular function (GO): ATP binding; ATP hydrolysis activity; ATP-dependent chromatin remodeler activity
Source: RefSeq, a predicted model, not a curated record